AGAAAGCACCAACAUUUUAGCAGCUCUUAAUCUAUGUCCUUUGCUCCCAGUUACUUGUAUUUUUUUUCCUUGACUCCUUAUGGAAGAAACAGUACCGCCAAGAUCUAGUCUCGAAAUCCGCCGUUGCAGGUUAAGACCAUUUUGCGUAUGAUGUCAGGACGCCAUUCGCAGGAGGGCAUUGGAUACGGGGGGGAAAAUCCUUGCGUUGGCAACAGUGGAGCGUCUUCAGAUUGUGUCUUAGUUGCAGUACUGUGUGGAAACUAGCUUUCUACUUUGAAACUGGAAAACACCACAGGUAACAACAAACUUUGAAAGUUGAAAAUCUCUAAAGAAUUACUUAGUCAAGGUCAGUCUUCUCAAGAAGCAGUCUGAAACUGAGAAGGAAAGAGAAAGCAAGAGAGGGAGGAAUGAGAAGGAACAGGAAAGAAGAAAGUCGUUCUACUGCUUGAAUGGCAGAUUCCACUUUCCACUCCUUAUCAGCAGUCUGGCAGGCAGUGACAAAUCCUGGCUAUUAGCACCAGAGAGAGACUGUUACCAGGGACAACCAAAGCAACACUACACGCUCACUCGGGCAAGGGAACUGAGCUUUGCAGAGCACUCCCUGCAUCAGAGAGCUGUAAGCAGAAGACAGUGUCCUCGGCAUAAGAUGAUGCAGCUUGACAAUUAGGCUGGACUUUCAGGUAUUUUUUGGUGUAAAGAGGUGAUUUGACUUGGGGAAUUAAAAAAAAAUCUCCCUUCUUGCUAUAAUAGGUGGGGACAGUAGACUGAAGUUUUUUCCUCUCUGUGAGGAAUUGAAGCCUUCAAGGACCUAUACUCGAACAUUUGGACUAGGGAUUUACAGUUUACAUUCAAUGCACUAGAGGACCUUACACUGGCAACAUGGGAAAAUCUAACAGCAAGCUGAAACCAGAAGUAGUGGAAGAGCUGACAAGGAAGACCUACUUCACAGAGAAGGAGGUGCAGCAAUGGUACAAAGGUUUCAUCAAAGACUGCCCCAGUGGACAGCUGGAUGCUGCGGGUUUUCAGAAGAUCUACAAACAGUUUUUCCCUUUUGGAGACCCAACAAAGUUUGCUACUUUUGUCUUCAAUGUCUUUGAUGAGAACAAAGAUGGAAAAAUAGAGUUCUCAGAGUUUAUUCAGGCACUAUCAGUAACCUCGCGAGGGACUCUGGAUGAGAAGCUGCGAUGGGCAUUUAAACUGUAUGACCUGGACAAUGAUGGUUACAUCACAAGAAACGAGAUGCUGGAUAUUGUGGAUGCUAUCUAUCAAAUGGUAGGAAAUACAGUUGAGCUUCCUGAAGAAGAAAACACACCAGAAAAACGGGUAGAUAGAAUUUUUGCCAUGAUGGAUAAGAAUGCUGAUGGAAAGCUGACCCUUCAGGAGUUCCAGGAAGGCUCAAAAGCAGACCCGUCUAUUGUGCAGGCAUUGUCUCUCUAUGAUGGCCUUGUAUAGUUCUUCCUGUUUUGUACUAUGGUGCCCAGGGGUUGACUCCUUCAGUGCCAUUGGCGAAGAAAGGUUGUUCUCUAUAGCAUUCUUAAACAUGAUGCGAACAAGGGACGCACUUGGAGGUGCGAAGUACCUGCCUCCCGCCAUCAUUGCUCAACUUCAUUUUGCCAAUUCCGCUUGUGAGAAAAAAAUAAAACAAAACAGCAGCAUACUUCUUGAACUGGGGAUGCUUGCUUUAGAGGAAAUUCCAUCUUUUUAUUAUGAAAGAACAAUUUUGAAAAUAUAUAGAUAUGCACAUAUAUAUAUAUAAAAUAUGUACAUAUGCACAAUUUUUCAUGUAUGAACUUCACAGAAAAUGAUUAUCGGUAUAUGUUUGUGUGUAAGAUGGAACUUCGGAUAACCUGAAACCAAGGAAAAAUAUUGUUAUGUAUCAUCCCAAAUAUUAACUUGAGUACAGCUUGCUGUGCUAUGAUUUUGUGACAGUAUUGUACUUCUUUUUGUGAGCGUUUAUUUUUUUUUAAUCCAAGUAUUCAUCUGUCUGUAUAUACAGUAUGUAACAAUAUUGCUAAUAUUCUAUACAACAUACUCCCCUAUAAGGCAGAGAGGUCAGACUGCCUGUGCUGUAAGACUACAGUACCUCCCCUUCACUUCCUGUAUUGUCACACAAAAUGCUUGAAGUAGGUAGUUGCAUCUUUGCACUUCACAGAGGGGGCCACUGUACAGUGUGUGUUGUACAUGCAGAAGUCGUAUGUUUUAAUGUUUUAUUAAUGCGGUAGACAGUCUCAGGAGCUGCAUACAGUUUGUGUGUAAUUGUUUACUACCAUGCCAUCUGAAGUGACUAACAUUUCCAGUUACUUAGCUGCAAGCGUUUCUUUUCCCAUAUAUUUACAAACAAAUGUCCUUUUGCGAAUAUAUAUGUAAUACAAGAGUUGUAGGUUGUUUGCUGGUGCUCAGGACUUUUUUUUUGACAUUUUUCUUUCAUCUUCCAAACUGAUUUGUGUUAUGUUUUACAGCUGAAUGGAGAUGCAACAGGUCAAGCCUACUGUUAAUUAAGCGUAUUUGCAAUACUGUAUCAUUGAAUUGGAAAAUGCAGAUUCAUCCCCAUUCUAGCCCCCAUGUCUCUAAUGAACAGAGGUCAACAGUAAGUAAAUUAAUCCCCAACUAAUACACACACCCCACAUAACCCUUAGCUACCUCCUUACUAACAUAUACCCCAGCAUAUAGGCACCAAAGACCAAUAGGACAGAACUGGGUUGGGUUACACAGCUAGACUUGUAAAGACCCUGCUGGUCAUUAGCCUAGUAUAAACUUAUGAGCUAUUAAUUUUUUUUUAGAGUGCAGCUUCCAUUAGUUUAGGAUGAUGGCUUCAGUGAUCAUUCUUAUUUAUGUUAACACACUUAAAUUAUUCAUACAAAUAAUUUCAUGAUAUCUCCCUUACUUCUCCCUGUUUUGUGCUCUGUAGAAGGAUUGGAGUAGCCAAGGCUGAAGUUCAAGUGGGAUUUUGUUCAAACAGGAAACGGUCGGUAUGUCUUCCAUUUGUCUGUAAGGGAGAGAAGGUUUUGUGAAACUGUAAUAAAAUUGUUAGCACUAGUUAUUGUAAUCAUUCACCAACCAGUACUGCUAAUCUGUCUCCUCCUUACCCUAAAACUGCAAACUGAUACCAAAUUAGUUAAUUUUAAACCUGGUCAGUAUUCACAUCACUGACUUUAUAUUUUCGUCUUCAUUUGUUUUUUCACGUCCUAUGUUGAGCUCCUACAUAAGAGACAGAAAAAGACUGGAUUUCAGGUAUUAGAGUACAAGCAAUGCAGAGAGCACAAGCAAAAUAAAGCAGAC
Protopterus annectens (West African lungfish) is the source of this 3279-nucleotide messenger RNA. It is a transcript of the gene NCS1, whose product is annotated as neuronal calcium sensor 1. The transcript is spliced from 9 exons. The coding region runs from base 880 to 1452 and encodes 190 amino acids. Lineage: Eukaryota; Metazoa; Chordata; Ceratodontiformes; Protopteridae. The record is from RefSeq and is a predicted model, not a curated record. Gene Ontology annotation, molecular function: calcium ion binding; calcium sensitive guanylate cyclase activator activity.